Lachancea lanzarotensis is the source of this 2403-nucleotide messenger RNA. RefSeq names its product LALA0S05e05490g1_1 (gene NAB3). Bases 1 to 2403 code for a protein of 800 amino acids. The record is from RefSeq and is a predicted model, not a curated record. Gene Ontology annotation, molecular function: RNA binding. The transcript has a single exon. Lineage: Eukaryota; Fungi; Ascomycota; Saccharomycetes; Saccharomycetales; Saccharomycetaceae.
AUGUCUUAUGAUGACCCCGAACCGCUGGAGACCGGAGGAGACGCUCCUUUGGUGCCUCCAGCCUUAGAAGGCGCACCCACAGAAGAGACGAAACUUGCGGCAGCCGAGACAGAUGCCCUUGAUGAUGAAGAGGAAGAAGAAGAUGACCGCGAAGAAAGUCUGUAUUCACAUGAAGAAGAACGUGAUGCUGCGGAGAAAGAAGAUAGUGCUACUCCCGAGAUUCAAACGGCCACUGUCGAAGAUGCAAAUGAGGGUCAAAUCGGAGCAGAAACGCAAGACGUAGAUUCGGCUGCGAUUGACGAAAUAAGUAACGACACUGGUGAAAUUGGAGAUGCCACUCUAUCCAGGACUUUAUCUAAUACGGUUGUGGAUGUGGUACCAGAGACGGAAGCCGUUACUGAAGUGAGUGAUUUGACACCCGACAUUCAACCUUCAAACGAACAAAUCACGGAUGUACAACAGCAAGCAGAAGAAGGGCAACUCCAGACUUUUAAAGAUGCUGAAACUACCGAACAACUUACAGAGGUGACUAAACCGGAACAACCAGUGGUGGAUGAAGAAGCAGCAAUUGAAAAUGCGGCUUUGGAACCAGAUGCAUCUGAGUCUAACGGAAACGAAGAUUCCGACGAAAAUAAAUCAUCAUCGUCAUCAUCAUCAUCAUCGUCAUCACCCGAUGCAGAAGCCCCCUCUUCUGAUUCUCAAAAAUUCAACGUCAACAAUUAUGAUAGAGAUGCAGAGAACGUGGACUACGACUUGCUCCAAAGACAAGCAACUUUAAUCUUGGAUAGCCAAAUUCUGGAUAGACCACAAUUCCAGCGUCUUUCAGACCCAGAGAAGAUUAGCGCUAUAGUCGCAUUGCUCAGUUCUGAUGUGGAGACUGGUCUCCCACGCCGCACAGCCCCAGUUUCUCACGAUUCUACAGCGGAGGAUGGAGAAAAUAGACCCAAUCUAUUUCAACCAAUGUCUGUUGUUGAGCGCAAACGCUACAAUGACUAUCUGAAAGGUGAAAACAGAAUCACCGAAAUUCAAAAUAUUCCACCUAAAUCGCGUUUGUUCAUUGGAAAUUUGCCGUUGAAAAACGUUGCUAAAGAUGACCUAUUCCGCAUUUUCUCGCCAUACGGACAUAUCUACCAAAUCAACAUAAAAAAUGCAUUUGGCUUCAUCCAGUAUGACAACCCACAAUCCGUGAGAGCUGCCAUAGCAGGCGAGUCAAAUGAAAUCAAUUUUGGCAAGAAGUUGAUCCUCGAGAUUUCAUCUUCCAACAGCAGGCCUCAGUAUGAUCACGGUGAUCAUGGCACCAACAGCAGUUCUACUUUUAUCUCCUCUUCCAAACGUCCGUUCGAAGAAGAAGAAGAAGAAGACGAGGAAGAUCUUUACAACGAGAGCCAAAAAAGAGGUAAAAGGCGGGUUCCGGAAUGUCAGAUUUACGUCAAAAGAACUGCUGAUAGGUCUUACGCCAAUGAUGUUUUUGCAAGAUUUAGGCAACGCACUGGUUUAGAAACCGACAUGAUCUUCUUGAAGCCUCGUAUGGAGUUGCGUAAAAUGAUUAACGAUGCGGCUUACGAAGGCGUUUGGGGUGUGGUACUGGUAAACAAAACUAGGAACGUCGACAUUCAAACGUUUUACAAAGGUGCUCAGGGAGAGACCAAAUUUGAUGAAUAUGCUAGUGUAUCGUGUGAAGAUGCGAUUGCAAUUUUUAACAACUUGAAAGGUUCCAGAAACAGCUCUCUCAACAUUGCUCCCCAACAACCAGUUCCUCAGCAACAAUACUAUGGUGGCUACCAUGCAGCCCCUGCACCGGUUCCUCCGCACCAGGGACAGGCCUAUAUGCAACAGGCUUACGGAGCAAUGGCACCAACACCUCAGGCGUAUGGUGCAACUGUACCUCCUCCUCCUGCUAUGGCACAAAACUACCCAUACCAAGGACACCCAGUUACUGGACCUGCCCCACAUAUAUCUCAGCAGCCGGGAAUGGCUCCCCCAAUGGGCCCCAUUCCUCAAAUGGAUCAACAACAGCUAUUGUCGGCAAUUCAAAAUCUGCCACCCAACGUUGUAUCAAAUCUAUUAUCCAUGGCGCAACAACAACCUCAGCAGCAACAACAGCUUCUUGGAAUAAUCCAGUCGAUGCAGCCUCAGGGCCAGGCUCAGGGAUCUCCACCCGCUCCUAUUUCGUACGGUGGAUUUCAGCAAAUGCCCAUGGUGAAUACACCCGUGCAUCAUCAACCGCAGCACCAAGCCCCGCCUCCUCCUCCACAUCACACUCAGCCACAAGAUCCUUACGGUUCUGGGCCGAAAAAUCCUCCUUCUCAGAACCCUGUUCCUCAACAACAGUCUCCUUCAAUGUCUGGUAACAAUAAUGUCCAAAGUCUUCUUGACAGUUUGGCGCAACUGCAGCAAAAGUAA